This is a messenger RNA of Penicillium atrosanguineum, 2151 nucleotides long. RefSeq lists its product as uncharacterized. The record is from RefSeq and is a predicted model, not a curated record. The transcript has a single exon. Lineage: Eukaryota; Fungi; Ascomycota; Eurotiomycetes; Eurotiales; Aspergillaceae. Bases 1 to 2151 code for a protein of 716 amino acids.
AUGGCGAGGCUGAAUGAUGAAGGUGAGCCCGACUCGGCAAUUUAUGCCUCAGAUUAUAUCUUAAGCCCCCAGCCUCGUGCCCCUCCCAGCAAGGAGCAUUUACUCGCUUCUUUCGAGACAUCCCACCUGCCAAUCGAGAACGGAUCGACAAUCGAUGAUAGCCAGAUGUGCACGCAAGAUUAUGAGUAUAGUUCUUCCUCUUCCUCUGCCCGGCAUUCGACGAGCGAUAUCUUCGGUCGCGAGAUCGACGACGAGCUGGAACAGAUGAAGUCGAGGGCAUCGAGUCGCUCAUCUCUGUCCUCUGUUCCGGCUUCUGUGCUCAUACACCCAAAGCCAAUGUCUGCAAUGUCUUUACAUGAUAGAAUCGCUGGAUAUGACUUGGAAGAGGACGAAGAGAGCUUUGGAGGUUUCGAAGGACCACCGAAGUCGAUACGGACCAUCCGCCAGCGUGAGGGAGCUUUCCGGAAACCGAGCUCCGUUCGUGCUAUGCAGAUGCACACGGAGGAUGAGGCAGAUGAGGACGAUUACCUGACACCACCGAGACGACGAGGAGGCAUGCGGUCGCCAGGCUCUUCAUCGCUUAAACGAUCGCCCUACUAUUCGCCCAGCUCGUCGCACAGCAAACUCAGGCCUAAGGUUCAAAAGGAAUACCCACUGGUUCUUUUGCACUGCAACUUGCUUGCGCCAUCUCUUCCAGUACCCGGAGCAGCGCUUCCACAGAACCAGAAGCUACUCGAGGAAGUACUACCGCCUGAGUACUGGAAGCGAUGGAGACGACUCCAGGACAAAGUUGGAUCUGGUGUACUCCGCGACCGAGGAGUUCUGAUCUCCCACCCGGAGGACCUCUACGACAUGCUAGAAGAACGACUUCUAGAAAGCCUUGAAUUGCAACGUUCACGACUGCAUCAAGGCCACUUCGUCGGCCAUGAAGAAAGUGGAACUGGGUCUGAAAGUGAACUCUCCGACCAAGGCGAGAGCGAGACAGAUGGCGAACAAGAUGAAGAAUGCCCCGAUUGUGGUGGACGUGUACGACAUGGCGACAGUAACCGCAAGUGGGAGAUAAAGGUAUUUGCUGCGAAUGGGCUGAUGCGUGCUGGCGCUUGGGCUGCAGCUUGGAAGGAGAUGGAGAAGGUUGAUGUCGAAGUUGGGCUGUGGUUGCCAUCUGAAGUAAGGCGCUCCUUGGAGAAGAUUCUUGCGGAAGAGAAUGCAGCCAACGCCAUCGCGGAACUACAUGUGUCGUCGCCCAUUGACCCGACUUCGCACUUUGUUAUGGACCCACGCCGGUUAUCUGUCCAGAGACACGCGAGGACUGUCAGCGACGCAGGGUCAUUCCAAGCCAGUGUAUCAGCCUCAGCACCCCUGCCAAACAUGCCUGAAAUGAACUUCUCGCAAACUGGGGUCGAGAAGAAAGAGCACGAAGUUGCUCUUCAGACUCUUCUGAUUAACUAUAUCUGUGUACUUGCCAGUGACAGACGCAAUAUCGCUUUGGUCUUCAUGAGUAUUUUGGCGGUGUUUCUUGCUAUUGGGGCUCGUUCUCAGGAGUUACUGGUUCAACCUUCUUUCUACCCAUUUCCUCCUGAGAUGGCCGAGUCUCCUGUGAUUCAAACAACCAUCAAUGCACCCUCUCCUUCUAUUGUCUCCUCAAGCACAGCGAUGGUCAAAAGCCUUGAGACACCGGUCGAGUUUUCUUCAAUUCCGGUUUCUGAAGCUUUUAUUCCAACUUCAGUUGAGAAAGUUCCUAUGUCAUCUAUCCUCGGCGGGCGUGAGAUAGAGCCGGUUGAGUUCACUGGUGCCACCGUGACUACCGAGAAUGCCGAGCCAACAGAGACUGCUGAACCUACCGAGGUAGUUGAACCUACUGAGACGGCCGAGUUUAAUGAAACAGCCAAAUCCGCCGAUUCAACCGAGUCCAUUGAGCCUGCUGAGACUGCUGAGACUAUUGAGCCCGGUGUACCUACUACUGAGAUCGCCGACCCUAUUGAGACUGAGGUGCAGCCAAUUGAGCCAGAAGCAGAAACCGAAUCUGCAUCCGAGCCAGAAGCAACGUUUGAAACAACAAACGAGAAGGUCGACAUUCCGGCGAUGGACAAAUUCGAAGAUCAUCACAACGAAUUGGAACCACUCGAUGAGCCCAACGAGGAGGAGCUCUGA